Messenger RNA from Brassica oleracea var. oleracea, 1341 nucleotides. Its product is annotated as probable 28S rRNA (cytosine-C(5))-methyltransferase. Gene Ontology annotation, biological process: RNA methylation. Lineage: Eukaryota; Viridiplantae; Streptophyta; Magnoliopsida; Brassicales; Brassicaceae. The transcript has 9 exons. Gene Ontology annotation, molecular function: methyltransferase activity. The record is from RefSeq and is a predicted model, not a curated record. The coding region runs from base 90 to 1253 and encodes 387 amino acids.
CCCAACCAAAGCCCUUGUCCUUUUCUUUUCUGUUAUCUCGGUCCCGACCAGACCAAGCGCUCUCUCGACAGACUCUGCGGCGGUUUCUCAUGUCGAAGCAGCUGGAGUUGCCGGAGAGUUUCGUUAGGUUUUUAGAGGCGAAUGGCAUUGAUCCUUCAAUCUAUAAUGAAGGAGAUUCACUUCCACGCUAUGUAAGGUUGAAACCUGGGUUCGAGGAUGUUGUCCAAGAGAUUGAAUCUGAAAUUAACUGCAAGAUGGAGCAGCUGAAUUGGUUACCUGGAUUUUACUCAAUUCCUCCACAUGUUCAUAUAGCGAGGUCCAAGGCGUAUCAGCAAGGCAAGAUGUACGGAAUAGACGCAGCUUCGGGUGCUGCUGUUUCAGCUCUUGGUAUCUCCCCAGGAGACCAUGUCUUGGAUCUUUGUGCUGCUCCUGGUGCUAAACUGUGUAUGAUGCUAGACCUACUGGGUGACAAGGGCACUGCAACAGGUGUCGAUGUUGCAAGGCAUCGCCUCUCUGCCUGCAGAACAAUGCUUCAGAAAUAUGGUCUCGGUGAAAGGAGUCGUCUGUUUCUUGCUGAUGGAACUACUUUCUCACUUCCACCCACCACAAACCUACCUUGUGGGUCAUGUGAUGAAGAAACAUUCAAGCAGUGGACUUCUCGUAGACCUUACAAAGAAAGGAAACAAGUAGCCAAGACCAGGAAUAACUUUGUUUUGCCGCAUGAUGCUCACCCGGAAAUUGUUUUCUACGGACACAACUCUGGAGUAAUAGGGCUACAAAAGAAGGAUCUUUUUAGACCCCUUGACCAAAAUGAUUACGCAAAUUGUGGGUAUGACAAGGUUCUUGUAGACGCAGAGUGCACACAUGACGGUUCAAUCAAGCAUAUCCAGAAAUUUGAACAAUGGGGUUGGACAACGUUGGAACGCCGUGUACUUGAUGCUGAGAGAACCGAUACAAACUUGACUGCUCUUCAGUUAAAUCUACUGAGAAAUGGAUUCAGAUUGUUGAAACAAGGUGGCAUUCUUGUUUACAGCACCUGCAGUUUGACGCAUGCCCAAAACGAAGAUGUGGUGGAUGAGUUCCUUGCUGAAAGCUCCUCUGCAGAGCUGCAGGAGAUUGAAAUGGCCAAGGAUUGGCCGUGUAGAAGUGGACGCACUCCAAAAACAGUGCGUUUCGACCCUUCCACCUCAGCAACCAGCGGCCUCUUUGUUGCCAGAAUCAAGAAAAUGGCACCAGAGAAGAAUGUGUUAUGAUGUUAUCUAUUAUAAUCUCACUUGUAAAAGGGUCGUUAGGUUCUUGACUGUCUGAGGAAUAGAAAGUGGAUUUGCUUAUUAAGUUUUA